Maylandia zebra (zebra mbuna) is the source of this 3520-nucleotide messenger RNA. Lineage: Eukaryota; Metazoa; Chordata; Actinopteri; Cichliformes; Cichlidae. The record is from RefSeq and is a predicted model, not a curated record.
CUGAAGUCUUUCAUAUUGUUGUAAGUUUAAAUCUGUAUUUUAGUUCCCUUUUAGUUUCUCUCCAUCAUUAUUGUGGUAUUUAUGUGCUGCACAUAAAUCAGAUGUCAGUCAAACAUUAUGGGCAGUACCUCGACAUCUUCAACAUGUUGUCUUGAUGUUUUUACGUUUUAUAGGUGGAGCUCUUUCCUGUGUCUGUUCAGCCAUGGAGACUAUCAAUGCUUAUGGAUAUUUUUAUUUGAAAAAUUUCUCCACAUGACAACAUAAACUUCUCUAUCUUCUAAAUGUUUACUGAAUAUUUUUCUUAGGUAUUUGUAUGUUGUUGUUUCUCUUCACUGAUCUUAACAGAGAAGUCUACAGACCUUCCUUUAUCACACAGAUUUUAUUCUCAUUUGUACAUUUAUAAAGAAAACAAUUAAUUACAGAGCAAUAAGAAAUUUUAAGAAAGUGCACUAUAUCAUAAUUUAUAGUAAAGUGUAUUAAAGCAUCGUUAGUUAGUCACUUAUUUAGUUUGGAGCUGUAUCAUCUGACACUGUAGAAACAUUUCCUCCAGCUUCAGCACAGAAUGUUAAAAACAGAACUAUUAAUGAGAACAAACAGUAGGAACACAGUAUCAGCAAACAUCAUGGCUUAAAAUGGAGAGUAAAAAUCUAAAAAGAAAUAAACAAAUUAGUAAAAAGGAUUUCCUGUUGACAUGUUAUUGGUCCUAUCUUGUCUGCAGCACCUCCAGGAUGCUUCUUAUAUGUUUCUGGUUAUUUUUGCACCAAUUUUAGUUUUUGUCAGUAGGAAGUUCAAGUUCAACUCAGUGUGUUUGUUUGUUUUUUUCAAACUGAUGCCUGACCUUGAACACCAAACAUCUGUCAAUAAAGCAAUGAUAUAAAAUGCUUAUAUUAGUACUGAAAAACUGCAUAUCCACUUUACAAAUAUAAAUAAUGAUAUAAAUCCACAGCUGAACUGGAGGAGCAGCUGAUCUAGUUCACUCAUGUGUUUCUGGACUAAGAGUUGGAGCAAAUACCUUAUGAUUCAGUGAUGUUUGUUUUUGUUAAAUAUUUUGUAGAUCCAAGAGUGAGUUUGACUCAUGAUGAUGAUGUUCCGAAUUAAACAAAGUUGGUCACAAAUUCUUCAAAGCUGUUUAUUAAGAAUAUAUUCACUUGGACUCAUGAGACAGGCUUGUGAUCCAAGGGAGCCAUCAACUGGACAAUUACUGACAUGACAACAAAAAAGCUAAGUACAGAGGGGGGAACAGAGGUGAAAAUACUUGCUUUAAAGGAUUGUAAUGUUUCCUUUUAAAAUAAGUCUCUAAGGUCAGACAAAGGGACAGAAACUCAUAGCUUUCUACCAGCCCAAUGACAAAACUAUAAGUUGUUUUUUAACAUCUACUUUUUCAUCUAUUUGGCAGUCACAGUGAAAAGUAUAAACAUUGGCACGCUUUGUCUUGUGAUUCUGCUGUUCGUAAAAAAUGACCAUGCGCAAAGUACCAGACUUUAAGGCUUUGACUUGAUGCCAAUGGCCUGAGGAGGACAGUAUUACCCUUGGACAUGUGUAGUCUGCCGUCUACUCAAUAGAAGAAGAAGAAGCGCGGAAAUGGCACAACUGUCUUCAGUUUCUGGGAGAGUUUAACAAUGAGAGACUGAUGAUGCAGAAGAAAUCUCCGUGGUUAAAAACAUUAAAAACAGUCGUCCAGGAUGAUGAGAUCCGCCACUGGCUCAGACUGCUGUAUAUCAGCCGGAGACCCGAGAUGAAGUCACGCAGCAGUCCCACAUCAACAUGAAGUGUAAGGAGGAGGAAGAUCUGGCUGGCCAGCAGGUCUGGAAGCAGGAGAGGAACUUCAAUCUGGACCAGGAGGACACAGAUCCCCCACAGAUCAAAGAGGAACAGGAGGAACUCUGCAUCAGUCAAGAGGGAGAACAGCUUGUAGUGAAACACGAGGAUGAAGGCAUCGUCGUCUGGAGCGGGGAAGAGCGGCUCAGACAGCUGCGUAACAUCUGGAAACCUGAGAAAGAUUUACAGACCAGCGACCUCCACCAGCAAACUGCCUGUAAGGAGGAGGAGUUUGUCGCCAAUCAGCAGGAGAGGAACUCAAGUCUGGACCAGGAGGACCCAGAUCCUCCACAGAUUAAAGAGGAACAGGAGGAACUCUGCACCAGUCAGGAGCUGGAGGAGAUUGUACUGAAGCAGGAGAUCAAUAGUUUUAUGGUGACUUCUAGUUUUGAGGAAAGUGACCUCAGUGAAUCAGAACCAAACGAUGACCAGCUCCUUGCUCUUAACUUUCCUGAACCAGAGCUUGAGGAACAGGAAGAAAACCAGCAUGUGGACUCGGGAUCAACUAGAAAUGCGGAGCUGAAGAAAAGGAGACGUCACAAAAACCGAACAGAUAAGUCUCGGAGUGAAACUGAUACAAGUAAAAAAUCUGUAAGCUGUGACACUUGUGGAAAAACUUUUCAGUGUAAAUCCAACCUGACGAGACACAUGAGAGUUCACACAAGUGAGAAGCCACAUUCUUGUAGCACCUGUGGGAAAAGAUUCAUUUGGAAAUCAGGAUUGGAAACUCACGUAAGGAUCCACACAGGCGAGAAGCCGUAUUUUUGCAUCACCUGUGGGAAAAGAUUUAAUAAGAAAUCCGGAUUUGAAAGUCACGUGAGAAUCCACACAGGCGAGAAGCCGUAUUUCUGUAGCACCUGUGGGAAAAGAUUUGGUAAGAAAUCAGGACUAGAAACUCAUUUGAGAAUCCACACCGGUGAGAAAGCGUAUUCUUGCAACGUCUGUAGGAAAGAGUUUAGAGACUUGUCGACUAUGAAAAGUCACAGAAGGAUCCACACAGGUGAGAAACCAUAUAUUUGUAGCUCCUGUGGGGAAAGAUUCAGUUGGAAAUCAGGACUGAAUUUUCAUCUAAGGAUCCACCUGAGUGACAAACCAAAUCACUGCAGCACCCGAGGUAGAAAAUGACCUCAUGCUCCAAGUCACGGUACAUUUCCUGUCCACAGCAGUGAAGGGCACUCUAUGUUGUUUGUUCCAGCCCUGACUUUAUGUUUCUCUAAGUUUGAUAUUUUUUUAUUGGUCUUUAAAGGUGACACAAAUAUUUAUUGAACAUGGAUGCUCUUUUAAUAUUUACCACAGAAACUUGUAUUUCUUCUUCAGUAUAGAAGAAAACAAACAUGAAAAUGAGUUUUUCAUCACUUGUUCCUUGUAACAACCAUGAUGUGAUUCCUUUUUAUCAGCCAAUAAAUAAGUUUUAAUACACAGGACUAAAGAUUUAAAAAAAGUUCAAGACAAGUAUACAAUUUUUAUUUAAAUAUGUUUUCUUUGUGAUUUAUGUUAAUGAAGGUUAUACUUCAGUAUGGCUUUGACCUGGUUGUCCUGGUUCUUCUUAGCAACAUGUUGCAAGAUUUGAUUAAAUUUUUUGUGACUAAUUUUGUGUAUUGUGUAAUCCCUGCUAAAUAAAAGCAGUUAAAUGUGCUAUAUUGGCUCAUGAUAAGUGUUUAUAUCAUUUUGCCUAAAUGCAAGUAAACUCAAUGUUUGCCAA